UUUUUAUUUAGAUUCAAAAGAUAAAUAUGUGAGUAAAAAACAUAUAUAUUACUAUCUACAUUACUAGAAUUUUACUUUUCACACGAAACACAGUAAUUUCACAUUCCUAGUAAUAUUUGAUGAGAUAACCGUGUGAACCAAAUGCGGGAAUUAUACAAUUCCCAGUAAUCUCAUUCCUGCCGACGAGAUUCCCCUUAAUCUCUCAAUUCCUAGGAAUCUUAUAUAACGCGAUUCAAACGCCCCCUUCAGUUUUAUCAACCAUGACUUUAUGAUGCAAGUGUCAUCCAAAUGCAUUAAGUUAGAUAACUGAUAUGACAUGUUUUUGGAACCAGGCCACCUAAGAAUAAUUCUUUCAAAUUAGACCUGAAAAUCUGUACCCUUGUAUCCCUCAUGUAUCCCUUGCUUAUCCUUCGAGUACCCCUCUAAUAUCUCAGUAUUUUUCUAUUAUUUUGUUAAAUCCGAGAUGCACUUAACUUGUUAGGCAAGUAUUGGUAUCCGAUACAUAUCUGAUACAAACACAACAACCAAAAUGAACUAUUUGCCCCCCUCAAAUCUCGCUGAUUUUAAUUUGAAGUUAUUGUGGGUUACUUUUUCUUUUUUCUUUUUCUUUUUUUUUUUUCAAAUCGUGCAAAAAAUAUGCGAUUUUUUAGUACAGGUUGGCAUGAGUCAAUGUCAAAAUGGGUGGGUAUAGGCUGAAUAUACAAUUAUGAGUUAGCUUGAUCAAGUGAGCUGGAAAAAUUUAACAGAUUAAGAAUGGCUUGCUGAGUUUGAAAAAGGUCAACCGUAUUUUCAUUGGAAAUAUCUCUAGGAGGAUGCUCUCUACCAGUUCAUUUGGGAGUUAAACAAAUACGGAUAGGAUUCUCACGUUCAAUUGAUGCGAGCUAUGGCUUGUAAAAUUUCUAGUGGCACCAUGCCUAUAACAAAAAGCAGACAGAGUGAGGAUAGUUGCCUUUCAUGUUCACCAAUUGGAUCAACUUGUACAUGCCAAAAUGUGGAGCUCAAGAAAUUAAGUAACGGUCAUAUUUUCAAACUAAGGCUUUGCCUUUCUAAUGGAAGUUUGCGGCGUCUUAGCGGGAUGCCUUACUCGCACAAAUUUUCUAGAGGUUAUGUUCUUGCAUGUCAUAGUAGUGAAGCCAGAGAAGGGAUGAGGAGUUCUGACAAAUGCAUCGAUCCUUACAGUAGUCAGCUGAUGGACAAGCAUUCUGGUGGGAGUAGUUCUCAACUGUGUGAUCAUAAAGCUACAGCUGAUAGCAAAUCAACCUACAUGAGUCAAGGCUUGGCUGAAGCUUUUAAAUUUGUUUAUAAUGAUGCAAAGUUUGUAAACGAAAGAGCUCAAAAUGACAUCUUGUUGCUCUCACGUGGCAUAACAAGGCUGAAUGAUCGCGCACGCCAGGAUGUUGCUGUUCUAGGGAUGGGAUUUCUGAAGCUUGAUGCUCGGGCGCGAAAGGACACUCAGAAGAUUGACCAUGGUGUCAAGAGAAAAGCUGCACAUUUAAACCAUAUAGCUACUAUAUUAAAGGAAAAAGCUCAUUCAGACUUGAAGAGAGCAGCAGACCAGCACUGGAGUGAUGGGGCUUUAGAAGCGGAUUUGCGAAGAGCUGACUUUUGUGCUAGACGUCGUGCCAUGGAAGAUGCUUUCAUGGCUUUGAAGUUUGUUAAAAAUAUCCAUGAUAUGAUGGCAAGCAAAUUGUAUCAGCAACCACCAAAGGACGGUUCCCUUUCCAUUAACCGCUCGUUGGGAUUCAUCACCCUUGAGAAAAAUGGGAAGGCUCUUGAUCUGUUUGCUCGAGAAGUUUUAACUGAUCGAAUCACUGCCAUAGAGGACGCCUAUUGGAGUAUGGCUGCUGCCUUGUCUGAGGCUGAUGGUAUUGACUAUACCGAUCCCGAGGAGCUCGAAUUGCUAGUGGCAACUCUUAUCGACCUUGAUGCAAUGGACGGUAAAACUAGUGCCUCAUUAUUGGUUGAAUGUUCGAACUCUCCUGAUGUUAACACCAGGAAAGCUUUAGCAAAUGCGCUAGCAGUGGCUCCGUCGAUAUGGAUUCUUGGGAAUGCUGGUAUGGGUGCCUUGCAGCGAUUAGCUCAAGAUAGCAACCCUGCUGUUGCUGCAGCUGCUUCAAAAACCAUUAACGAGCUGAAGAAGCAAUGGGAAAUGGAAGAAGGUGAUAGUCUGAGGUUUACUGUGAAUCAGUGUUGGCAGGCUGGGGAAAAAGAUGGUAAUAACUUGGAUACUGACACUUCAAAAUGACUCAGAAAGAUCCAGACUCUUCGGGCGACCAAAACAUCCUUUUUAUCUCAUGACUUCAUUCACAUGUUCAAUGUAAAAAGGUUUUGGCCCAAUAGCAAAGGACCGCUUGAGAUUUAUAUUCUCUUUCCUCGUUAGUACCCAAUACAACCACUGCAGAAGAUAAGAAACUAUGUGGGUGUUUCGCCUUAACUUUUGAAAAGUAAUUUUGAGCGCAAAAGUAAUUUUUAACUCAA
Ananas comosus (pineapple) is the source of this 2478-nucleotide messenger RNA. RefSeq lists its product as uncharacterized. Bases 875 to 2245 code for a protein of 456 amino acids. Gene Ontology annotation, biological process: cellular response to oxidative stress; leaf senescence. The record is from RefSeq and is a predicted model, not a curated record. Gene Ontology annotation, cellular component: chloroplast. The transcript is spliced from 13 exons. Lineage: Eukaryota; Viridiplantae; Streptophyta; Magnoliopsida; Poales; Bromeliaceae.